AAAACGGACGAGUUAUCUCAUUCUACUUUCGAUUUCAACAAAGCGGAUCCUCGGUGGAAAAUUAUCAGUAUAAUGUAACCUUUUGGAUCUUGGAGGAAAGCAUUCCAAAAUGUCUCAAGCAAGGAGCCUGCCUCAGAGCAAAGAAGCCCUUCUAAAGUCUUACAACAAAAAGUUAAAGGAUAACAUCCAGUCAAUGCUUGUCAAUUUUGAAGAGAUAAUCAAACUAGCCAGAAUGGAUGAAGAUUCUCAGAUAUCCAAGUAUACACAGACAGAGGAAGAUCAGUACGAAAUGCAGGUCCGGGCAGCCAAUAUAGUGAGAGCAGGAGAAUCUCUGAUGAAGUCUGUGUCUGAUCUGAAACAGUUUAUGAUUCUGAAUGACUUCCCCUCUGUUAAUGAGUCCAUUAUCAGGAAUGCCAAGAACUGCAAGUCUCUUCAACAGGACCUUGAUAACAAACUCACCUCCCUCAGGGACGAAAUGGCCAUCGACUUGUUUGAACUAGAGGAUGAAUAUUACUCAUCUGCCUUCAAGUGAACCUCUUAUAGAAUAUAGACAUACACAUUGUAUUUUUUAAUGGAAUUUCCAUCUGUAGUGACCCUUAAUAUGUUCAUGUAUGAUGUGUGACCAUUUGGGAGUCGAUUAAAGAUUUCAAUUUUUAAUAAAAUUGAUAUUGUAAAUAUCUUUCUAGCAAGAAUAAUUUUUUUGAACCAAAAGGCAUUUAUGUCAAAUUCAUGUCAUAGUAAAUAUAGAAUUGUUAAUUGUUAAAGCCAGGUAUGAAGUUGUCAAUGAAUUUUAUCUGAAUUUCAGUAUGUACACUGUAGAGAUGACAUGGAUUAUCAGAUUAAGUUUAAUCACUCUAGUUGAGUAAAGUUUGAUUGCAGGAAGAUGAGUUUACUAUGCUUCUUUGUACAAUGAAGCAGACUGGAAUGAUUCAAUUACAAAUAACUUAUGACACACCCCUGAAUAAUAAAUUUGAGUUUAUCAAUGGGAAGAUAAAUUUCUCUAGGAAAUUUUCUCUGUUUUGUUGUUAACUGUAAUUGUUAAAAUUAUCAUAUUUGAACCUUAUAAAUUCUAUUAUUAAUAGUCA
Molecule: messenger RNA, 1085 nt
Organism: Saccostrea cuccullata (small rock oyster)
Lineage: Eukaryota; Metazoa; Mollusca; Bivalvia; Ostreida; Ostreidae
Product: mediator of RNA polymerase II transcription subunit 22-like
Exons: 4
Coding region: 110-532 (140 amino acids)
Biological process (GO): regulation of transcription by RNA polymerase II
Cellular component (GO): mediator complex
Molecular function (GO): transcription coregulator activity
Source: RefSeq, a predicted model, not a curated record